AUGGUCAACUUCUCAGCCGAGCGCUUCUUUCCGAAGCGCCUCUCACCCCAACGCAUCAAGGCCAAGGUCGGGCCUCACAUGCACUGGAGGGUGCCCAUGGAGAAAGGAGUCUACCAAGACUCCCGCUGGUCGAAUCCGGACCUGGACCCCGUGGCACCUGAGGACCGAACAUGGGGAGCCGUCGAUUACUGGGCAUACUGGACGAGCGACAUGCUUGCUCCGCCCCUUGCCUCCACGGUGUCAUCCGUCAUGAGCUUGGGAUUCACUGCUCGAGAGACCAUUCCCAUUGUGUUCUGUGGGUUUGCUCUGUGCUCCGGGGCGUUGACAUUGACCGGCAAGAUGGGUGCUCGAUAUAGCAUUCCAUUCCCCGUGCUCGUCCGCUCCAUAUUCGGCAUGUAUGGCAGCUAUCCCAUCAUCGUGCUCCGCUCAUUUGUGGCCGCCAUGUGGACGGCGAUCCUCUGCGUCCAGGCUGGUGAUUUCCUCAACAACUGCCUCACAGCAAUCUGGCCAAGUUUCGUAAACUUCCCCAACCAUUUGCCCGAAAGCGCUGGCAUCACUUCAGCUGGGCUUCUCUGCUUCUUCAUCUACUGGAUCUUCCAGACCGUCCUUGCAUUGAUGCCCAUCAAGAAGCUCCGCAUCCUCUUCCUGAUCAAGGGUAUCGUCGUACCUCCUACAUUCCUAGCCCUCUUCCUAUGGGCAGCCAUCGUCACUCAUGGCGGCGGGCCGCUGGUCACUGGACAUGCCAAGAUCACUUCGCCAUACAUGAAUACGGCAUACUCUGCCCUGACUGGCUUGAACGCCAUCAUCGGUCUCUUCUCGAGCAUGGCCGUGAACUUUCCUGAUUUCAGUCGUUUCAGCAAGAACAACCUGAAGGGAUACAACCAGUUCUUCGCGCUGCCCGUCAUCGGAACCCUGGGUGCGUUGACUCCCAUCUUUGUCACCUCGGCCCACAGCUACAUCUGGGGGGAGUUCGAGUGGUACAUGCCCGCCGUGAUUGCCAAGUUCGACUCCCGUGCCGCCAAGUUCUUCACUGCCUUCAGCUUCAUGUUGGCAACAAUCGGCAAUCAAGUUGCUGCCGGAACGUAUCCCUUCUCCAACGAUAUCUCCGGUCUGUGUCCCAAGUACAUCAACAUCUUCCGCGCGACAUUGAUCAUCUCCGUCUUCUGCGUCGUGUCGAACCCAUGGCAGAUCAUCAGGAAUGCGUCCGGUCUGCUCGCCUUUCUCAGUGGCUACUCGAUGUUCAUGGGCGCCAUCUGCGGCACAAUGUGUUGCCAUUACUACCUGAUCGUCAACAAGAAGCUCAAUAUCCAUGAGCUGUACAAUGGCCAUGGCAUUUACCGGUACAACAAGAUCGGCAUCAAUUGGAGAGCCUAUGCGUCUUUCGUCGUCGCUGUGGCGCCACUGUUGCCCGGUUUCAGCAAGAGCAUCGACAACAGCCUCAACGUCGGCGGUGCCUGGAAGAUAUACACCUUCUCUUGCAUUUACGGCUUCGUGAUUUCCGGCCUGGUAUACUAUGUCAUCUGCAAGUAUAUCUCUGACGUCGGUGUCGCCAAGAUUGAAGAGGCCGUCUACCCGCCACAGAAGGUGGAUUUGAGAGAUGUCGAAGUCGGAGUACCUCCAUCAGAUGAAGACGCAAUCCAUGAGAAGACCGGUGUCGCAGUCGCUAUUGGCUCCAAGGGGCUUGGUUCCGAGUAA
Cladophialophora yegresii CBS 114405 is the source of this 1695-nucleotide messenger RNA. RefSeq lists its product as uncharacterized. Gene Ontology annotation, cellular component: plasma membrane. Lineage: Eukaryota; Fungi; Ascomycota; Eurotiomycetes; Chaetothyriales; Herpotrichiellaceae. The transcript is spliced from 6 exons. Gene Ontology annotation, molecular function: nucleobase transmembrane transporter activity. Bases 1 to 1695 code for a protein of 564 amino acids. The record is from RefSeq and is a predicted model, not a curated record. Gene Ontology annotation, biological process: nucleobase transport; transmembrane transport.